GUCGCCCUGCGUGCAGUCCCGAAUCCACGAGGUCCGAAUCCCUCAUCGCCGUCCCUUCACGCGAUUCGCGCCCCCGCCACCCCUCGAGAACACCCCGAAAAACAGGAACUAAAUCCCUACCGCGAGGUUAGAAGUCCCGUUGACCGGGAAAAAAUUCGGCCCCAAUCGCCGGUGUCUGAGAUAAUUCAAAAUUUUAUCCGAAAAAACUUGAAAAUUUUGUGUGUUUUACCAUACUAUCGGUGCCGAUCGGAAAAAAAAUUGUCCCAGUCGCGAAAGAUCAAACGUCGAAAAUAGUUUGAAUUUCCGACGGAAAGAUUCAGUGAAUCGUGAUUUAGCAUUGGGAGGAUCUUUCAGUGUCGAAAAUAGUGUGGCUCCUAUACGUUAAUUUAAACUGUCGGUUUUCUAAUUUAGAGGAAGAAAAAAUACUAUACUUUUUUUGGAUCCUCCGAGAGAGUACUGAUACUUAAAUCAGAUUUGUUUGAAACUUGACGUCUCGUUGAGACAUAGGUCUUAAUUUUUUCGCCUCCAUCGAUUUAUAGUUAAGCUUUUAAAUUUGAAGUGGUGUGAAAUUUUUUUAGUGUUUCGAAAAACUCAUUCUAUUCUGUAUAUUGUCGAAGAGUGGCUGAUGUCUCAUAUGAGAGCGAAUCUUUCUCCCGGAAGUACAUAGAUUUGUCUUACGUCUUCUUUGUGUAAAUAAAGUUAUUGGAAGUUUUACGUGUUUGAUUAAUUUUCUGAGUGAUAAGAACGUGUGCUUCUGCUUUUCUUUGGAUACCUUUUGGAUCAGAUUAUAAACAGAGCUCUGUAAUCAGGAAACACCGGUCCAUGCUACUCGGGCGGGGCGGGCCGAUUCCAGACCACGCCUAGUAUGAAACGGAAAAAAGCCGGCAACUCCGACUCGAGCCGGGAUGAACUGCAGGGGCGCCCGCUCUCUCCGGCGCCGGCGCAGGCGGAACGGGCUGGUGGCUUGCAGUGAUGAGACGUAGCCACGCCCGCGGCCCCACCCACGGCCACGCCCACGGCCUAGGCUCCGCCCACGGCCACGCCCCGCCCCCGCCCCCGCCCGCCUAACGCGCUCGUAUGGAGCUCGGCAACGGCACCAUACUCGCGACACCCGGACCCAGCAUUAGCAUCAGUCUCAUCGCGACGAACGCGACCGGCCUCCCGUUCUCGACGACCGUCACCUCGACGAUCCGCAACAACCUCACCUCCAAGACCGGGCUCAUCAACUCGCACAACCACUCGGCCGUCGAGGCCAUCGUCAUCGGGCUCGUCCUCUUCAUGAUCAUCGUCGUCACCAUCGUCGGCAACAUCCUCGUCUGCAUCGCCGUCUGCCUCGUCCGCAAGCUCCGCCGCCCCUGCAACUACCUCCUCGUCUCGCUCGCCGUCUCCGACCUCUGCGUCGCCAUCCUCGUCAUGCCCAUGGCGCUCCUCUACGAGAUCUUCGGGCAGUGGAUCUUCGGCCCGCUCCUCUGCGACCUCUGGGUCUCCUUCGACGUCCUCUCCUGCGCCGCCUCCAUCCUCAACCUCUGCAUGAUCUCCGUCGAUCGCUACUACGCCAUCACGAAGCCCCUCGAGUACGGCGUGAAGCGGACUCCCCGGCGCAUGAUGCUCUGCGUGACGCUCGUCUGGCUCGCUGCCGCCUGCAUCAGCUUGCCCCCCGUCCUCAUCCUCGGCAACGAGUUCGGGGACGUGGACGGGGACGGCAUCGUCCAUUGCGUCGUCUGUCAGAACUUCGGCUACCAGAUCUACGCCACGCUAGGGUCCUUUUAUAUCCCGUUGACUGUUAUGAUAAUUGUGUACUAUAAAAUCUUCCGGGCGGCCCGGAAGAUCGUGCUCGAGGAGCGGCGCGCCCAGUCGCACCUGGAGACGAACCAUUGUUACCUGGAGAUCAGUGUUAAGAAUGGAGGCGGCCCGCCGGAGUCCAAGAUCGCCGGGACGACGGUCCCCGUGUCGACCUCCUCGACGCCCGCCGCCACCGGCAGAGGGCAGCAGCAUCGGUCGAGCACCAUCAGUACAACGACAACGUGCAGCGGCGGGGCGAACAACAACCUGGCCGUGAAGCCGACCUCGCACUGCUUCCCGACCGGCGACCGCGCCUCCAACGAGUCCCAGGCCCCAAUGCUCCGGCGCCAGUCGUCCUCCGGGUGCAUCAACAUGAAGCGCAAACUCCGCGUCGGGGGCGCCAACAAAAAAUCCAAGGCCCCCCACGCACCCCCUCCUCCAAACGGCCACCCCAUCACCAACACGAAGAAGCUCCGCUUCCAACUGGCCAAGGAGCGCAAAGCCUCCACCACCCUGGGCAUCAUCAUGUCCGCCUUCACCAUCUGCUGGUUGCCCUUCUUCGUCCUGGCGCUCGUCCGGCCCUUCCUCGCCGACCCAGCCGCCAUCCCUUCUUCCCUCUCGAGUCUCUUCUUAUGGUUGGGUUACGCAAAUUCACUACUCAAUCCGGUGAUCUACGCGACGCUCAACCGGGACUUCCGGCGGCCGUUCCAGCAGAUCCUCUACUUCCGCUGCGGGUCGCUCAACCACAUGAUGAGGGAGGAGUUCUACCACUCGCAGUACGGCGACCCGGAACCCCAUUAUUGUGUCGUCGGUAGUGCCACGACGGGUGAUGCGGUACAUAAAGAGUAUAUCGUGUCCGAGUCGGAGAGGGAACCGUCAACGAACGAGGUCCAAUUGCAGAGUAUCACUGUUAAUACUGUGAAUAACGAGUCGUUUCUAUGAUAAUCAACCGGCCUUUCGCCCGGCGCUAUUUUCACCGUCCAGCGGGGUGAUCAUUGGAAUUGAUAGACAAAGCGAUAGAUAAAGAAGACGUAGGGAGUGCGGUGCAAUCCUAUUGGUUCAAAUGGAAGUUCCUUGCAGCGGUGUGGCGUGAAUUGCGAUGUAUCG
This is a messenger RNA of Bemisia tabaci, 2889 nucleotides long. Its product is annotated as 5-hydroxytryptamine receptor 1. Gene Ontology annotation, molecular function: G protein-coupled acetylcholine receptor activity. The record is from RefSeq and is a predicted model, not a curated record. Gene Ontology annotation, biological process: adenylate cyclase-activating adrenergic receptor signaling pathway; positive regulation of MAPK cascade. NCBI's taxonomy places the organism in Eukaryota, Metazoa, Arthropoda, Insecta, Hemiptera, Aleyrodidae. Gene Ontology annotation, cellular component: plasma membrane.